AUUCCCUCAGGCCUGGGUUCCUGGGAGGUGAGCAGUCCUAAGGAUGUUCAGGGUGUCAGUGGCUCUUGCCUGGUCAUCCCCUGCACCUUUAGCUUCCCAAGUGGUGUGACAGCAAACCAAGGCAUCACUGCCAUCUGGUUCCGUGACUAUUCAGAUGUUAACAAAAAGGUGGUGGUAAGCCAUUCUCAAGACCCAACGCAGGUGGAGAAGAGAUUCCAAGGUCGGGCUGUGUUUCUUGGGGACCCUGAGCAACGGACCUGCAAUCUGCUUUUACGGGAGCUCAGUCCUGAUGACAAUGGACAAUAUACUUUUAGAUUUGAGAUCAUUGGGGUGGACAGCUGGUCUGCCAAGAUGGGCACUACAGUCACUGUUACUGAUGAACCCAGCAGCCCUGCCAUCGCGUCCCCUGCUGACCUUCGGGAAGGCACGGAAGUUAUCUUCAACUGUUCUACUCCCUAUGUGUGUCCUGAGGAUGGCUCCCAGAUCUCCUGGCAUGGUCAGGAUCCUGCCCACUCCAAUAUUAGCCAGCUCCAGGUACUGGAGCCCACUGGUGUCACCUACCAUCAAAGGCUCCAUGUUGCCUUAUCCUGGCGUGAUCAUGGCCGAGUGCUGAGAUGCCUGUUCUCUGUGGCAGGGAAGCAAUCCCAAGGGGAGAUCCUCCUUCAGGUGCAAUCUGCUUGGGUCCAGGUGUCACCAUCUUUGGAGGUCCGUGAAGGAGAGACAGUGUCCUUAAGCUGCAAAGUAACAGGUGGGGCCCCUGAUGGGACCACCUACAACUGGUACCGGGACAGCCGGCACCUCCCAGAACCUACUGCUUCCACGCUCCACUUUCCCUCUAUCAUGGCUGAACAGGGGGGUGCCUACCACUGUCAGGCUCGGGCCCCAGGGGGUGCCACCAGUCUCGCCUCCCCUGUCAGCCUUCAUGUAUCCUACCCCCCACGGCAGCCCACCCUCACUGCCUUGCUGGAAUUGGAGGCUGGAAGGUCGGGUCUCAUCAUAUGCCAGGUGGACAGCGACCCCCAAGCCCAGCUCAGGCUGCUGAGGGGCAGCCAGCUCCUGGCCUCCUCCCAGAGCAGGAUUGGAAUGGAUUCUUCCCAAGUGACCCGCUCCUUCAAUGUCCUCCGUGUGGAGAUCCCGGAUGUGGGGCUGGAGGACGAAGGACAGUACAUCUGUGAAGCCAGCAAUGUCCUUGGGAAUGCCACAGCUUCUGUAGCCUUCAGUGCUGAAACCGUGGUAGUCCAGGUGUUGCCUUCUCUGACUGUGCGGGAGGGCCAAGCCGUGAACCUAACUUGUGUGGUCUCAGCGGCCGACAUUUCCCAGCUCAACUACACUUGGUACCGGAAUGGACACUGGCUGGGCGGUGGCCCUGCUAUCUUCCUCCCCAAUGUUUCUGCUGCGGAUGCCACCUCUUACCGCUGUGCUGUGGACACUCACGAGGGGGUCACACGCCUCUCCUCCCCCAAGAACCUCAUCGUUCUCUACCCUCCCCGGGCCCUGCGUCUGACCUCUCUGCUGGACAGCCAGGCAGGACAGCCGGCCGUGUUGCUGUGUACGGUGGACAGCCAACCUCCAGCCACCCUGGUGUUGAGGUGGGGUGGUCAGCUCGUGGCCUCCUCUUCUCCUGGGCCAGCCAGGCUGGGGGCAUCCUCUACCCCGAAUGCCCUUCGCUUUGAGCUCCAAGAGCAGAAGGUCCUUGGCGAUGGCCUCUAUACCUGUUCUGCUAAGAACUCCCUGGGCCAGGCUAACGCAUCCUUGGACCUGCAGCUAGAGGUCACUCGAGUGUCCAUAGCCCCAUCCGGUGAGGUGCCAGAGGGCACGCCUGUCAUCCUGACGUGUGAGGACCCUGCUGCCAACCCCCCCACCAUCUACACCUGGUAUCACAAUGGCCGCUGGCUCCAGGAGGGGCUCACUCGUGUCCUCCAGCUCCCGGGCACCACCAGAGCUCCAGACGCCGGGACCUACUCCUGCAUUGCCCGAGAUGGCCGUGGUGUCCGGAGGUCCCAACCGGCUGCCCUUCGACUCCUCUAUGCCCCUAGGGAUGCGUUCCUGACUUCUUUCUUGGAUACCCGGGCUGGCCGAGUGACUGUGGUGCAGUGUACUGUGGACAGUGAACCUCCAGCAGAGCUGACUCUUUCCCGGAAUGGUGAAGUGGUGGCUUCUGGCCAGAGUCCCUUUGGGUCACUGGUGGGGAAAAGCCGAGUCCAUACUACCCAUAACACCCUCCGACUGGAACUGUGGGAUGUCAGUAUAGAGGAUGAGGGCGAUUACCUCUGUUCUGCCCAGAAUGUCUUUGGCUCCAUCACCACCACUGGACGGUUGUGGGGAGAAGGCGUUCGCAUCAUGGUGGAGCCCGGCUUGGAGGUUCACGAAGGAGACUCCCUCAAUAUGAGCUGCCUGUUGGCCGGCAGAGCCCAAGAGAACACCACCUACACUUGGUCCUGGAAUUCCCGAUGGCUGCAAGAGGGUCCUGAGCCAACACUCGUGUUUUCUCAGGUGGCCAGUGCCCAGGCUGGGGUGUACCAAUGCCGUGUGGAUGGGUCCUUGGGGAGUGCCUCUUCUGCCCCCGUCAGCCUCAGAGUGCUGUAUGCACCACGAACACCUGCAGUGACCUCUUUUCUAGAGCCAGAGACUGGUCUUUGGGGUAUUCUGCACUGUCAUGUGGAUAGUGAGCCCCGCUCUGAACUGACUCUUUCUCAUGGAGGCCAUUUCAUUGCUUCUACUCGUCCCAGAAGCCAUCAUGAUCCCCACAUUCAAGUUUUAACCUCCCACAACACCCUGCGGGUGGAUAUCCAUGAUAUGAAUUCCAAAAACCAGGGAAAGUAUGUGUGCUUAGCAUCCAAUGCUCUGGGUUCAUCUUCUUCUUCUGUGUACUUUGGAACAAAAGUUCUCCAUGACUUAAACCUGUAUCGGGUGCUCUUCAUCAUCUUUGUGGUGUUGUUUUGCUGCCUGUUCCUGCUCUUGGGUCUGGGAGCUGUCCACAUCUGGACUAGGAAAAACCUCUUCUAUAAGCUGAAUGGAAACGAGAACCCAAUGGAGAUGAGUUCCCAGAAGGAAAUAACCCAGGAGCCGUGGUUUCAUCUGUGUCCGUGCUCUGAUCACCACGAUAGUGAUGGCAAUAAGACAAGAGCAAGAAUUUAAAGACAUACAGAUUGGCAAAGAAGAGAGAAAAAAAUUAUUCUUCGAUGUGGCUUCCUUAGAAAACCCAGAAGACUAGCAAAGAAAAUCUUCACGACCUGUAAUAGUUUGGUAAAGUAGCAGGAUGCUAAAUAAAUCUGCAAGCAUGGACAGCAUUGUCACGCAACAAAAAGAGACAAAACUCAUACAUUCGAAGUUCUGUUCCCUGGGUUUCUCUAAUGCAGUUAGAUACCCCCUCCCUGCCCCAUUAUAGCCCUUUAAGAAAUCAUUACCUCAAUUGCCAACACCAGAACAAUUGCAACACCACUUGGUUUCUCUUCUUUUAGUUAUUGGUCACUCUAUUCUUAGCUAGGCUGACCAAUAGUCCUAGUCUAUCACUGAAGCAGUUCUCUUAAGUUCAUUUCAAUAAAGGCCUGCCAGGAUGAUUUCAGGAAGAGCUGGAAAGACCUACAUGAACUGAUGCAGAGUGAAAUAAGCAG
Gracilinanus agilis (Agile Gracile Mouse Opossum) is the source of this 3614-nucleotide messenger RNA. It is a transcript of the gene SIGLEC1, whose product is annotated as sialic acid binding Ig like lectin 1. The transcript is spliced from 13 exons. The record is from RefSeq and is a predicted model, not a curated record. The annotation marks the transcript as partial. NCBI's taxonomy places the organism in Eukaryota, Metazoa, Chordata, Mammalia, Didelphimorphia, Didelphidae.